AUGGUUUUGUUGCAUCAUCUCCAUCCUCGAGUCUCGAUCGCCGUAUGGCCAGCUUACAAUCCUCGCCGGAAAAGCCUCCAGGAUGUGCUUUUGAGCAUGAGAUUUGGAUUAACGCGAGAUCUCUCUCUAAAGCGGUCCUUGGGCAAGUACUAUUCCGUAUCUCGACAACAACAGCUCACGUCGCCGAUCUCCAUGGCCACCAAGAGCGAGAAUCUCGUGGAAACUUCGACGGAGGAGAAAGGUAAGGUAGAUGAGGAUAAGGAGGAAGAGAUCUCACUCCCUCCGCCGCCGGAGAAACCAGAGGCUGGAGAUUGUUGCGGUAGCGGCUGCGUACGGUGCGUUUGGGAUGUGUAUUAUGAGGAGCUCGAAGAAUACAACAAGCUUUCUAAACCCAGUUAGAAUGAUUCUCUUUCUUUUCGUCAAAAAAUAAUUUAACAGUUGAUUGUUUUUGUGAAUGUUCAUUCUUUGAGAAGUCGAAGAUGCUCUGUUUAUGUUGAAACAUGUUGGAUCAUUAUAUGUAUAUAACAAAUAGUUGAUGCU
Messenger RNA from Brassica napus (rape), 540 nucleotides. RefSeq names its product UPF0651 protein YPL107W, mitochondrial. The record is from RefSeq and is a predicted model, not a curated record. The transcript has a single exon. NCBI's taxonomy places the organism in Eukaryota, Viridiplantae, Streptophyta, Magnoliopsida, Brassicales, Brassicaceae. Bases 1 to 399 code for a protein of 132 amino acids.